GCGAUCGAUUGGGUUUUACGAUUUUGGUUUAAGGUUUCAAGUUUCCUUAAUCGUUUCUUUGACUAUUGUUGUAGCGAUCCGGAAAGCGCUUGAAUCGGAGUGGAAUCAUCGUUGAGUACGUGGGGUGUGGAGAAACCAUCAUUGACAGAUUGAAGAUCAGUGUGAAUCUUUGACUUGAACGGCUAAAGAAGUAGCAACAAGAAAAACAGAUAAGUUCUUUUACUUCUUUAGUCUUUUAUGUUUUAUUGCUUUGGUUUUUUAGUAUUAUGGAACCGGUAGACACUGUUCUCCUGAAGAUUCUUACUUUAGUUUUAGUUUUAUCAAACCCCAAAUAGAUCAUGGGCAGACACUUAUAGUGUUCUAGCCAGAUCCUUAUUUUGGGGACAUCGUCCCGAGUCCCUGUUGCGUGAAAGCUUUAGACCCAAAUGAUAUUUAAACCCAUCUCCCUAGAAACUGUUGGUUGUGGUAGUGCAUGUCUAAGAAAGAGAUGUAUGGGGGAUCGAAAGUAAUACAUAAUUUAGUACCCACGGCUUUUCAGAAACAACCAUCGGCUUAAAAUAGUCUUCAGACAGAAAAUAACUAUGUCUUUAGACAAAGGCUAUGAAUUGGUUUGAGCUUGUUGGAUGGAAAAUAACGACCACAAGUGAUGAAAACCAAUUGUCCCAAGCCCCGUUGCGUGAAAUAACGAUCACAAGUUAUGAAAAGUAGUUGGAAAAUAUUGUUACCCACGGCUUUUGUUAAUGGGUGGUUUUAGACCAUAUUGGUAUGGACGGUUUGAUAGAGUGUCUUCAGACAAAGAGUAAAUCUAAACCACCAUCCAUUGCUUACACUACAAGAAAACACGGGCUUAGCGACGAAAGUUAGCGACGAAAUAAUUUCCUCGUAAAAUUACGAGGCCUUUACGAGGAAGUUACGUGAAAAGACAAUAAACACGUUAUUUCGUCGUUAAUUAACGACGAAAGAGUUUCGUCGUAAACCAGACGUAAAGGAACGUCGUUUUUACGAGGAAACAGCAUUUCGUCGUAAUGAACACGUAAUAAUUAACGUGUAAUUAACGAGGAAAAUAUUUACGUGGUUUUUGCGAGUGUCACCUAAUUUUAGGUGACACACGUUUUUUAUCUUGUCUAACUACCCAUAUUUCGUCGUUAAUUCGUAGUAAAAUCUCACCUACCAAUUUUGAAUUUUCCUAUAAAUAUGUCAUUUGAGGAACAUUUGAAACACACCACAUGCAAAAGAAAAAAAAAUCUAAAAACGUGAAAAAAAAAAUGUCUGGUGAUGGAAAUUAUUUAGAGUUGCGGAGAUGGAUGUACACGCAUAAAGAUGCUAACGGGAGAGUGACGAAAGAGUAUUUGGAAGGACUAGAGACAUUUAUGCAUCAAGCAGAUUCUACACCGCUCGCCCAAGAAAGCGGUAAGAUGUUUUGUCCUUGUCGAAAAUGCAACAAUUCAAAACUGGCAACUCGUGAAAAUGUUUGGAAGCAUUUAAUAAAUAGAGGUUUCAUGCCAAAUUACUAUAUCUGGUUUCAACAUGGAGAAGGUUAUAAUUAUGAGAAUGAAGCUAGUAGUAGUAAUAGCAAUUUUCAGAAUGAACCGGUUGAUCAUUUGCAUAAUCAACAUAGAUACUAUCAGGAGGAGCAGAUGGUAGAUAAUUAUGAUAGGGUUCAUGAUAUGGUAGCUGAUGCAUUUGUUGCUCAUGAUGAUGAUGAAGUUGAAGAACCUAACAUAGAUGCAAAAAAGUUUUAUGAAAUGUUAGAUGCUGCGAAUCAGCCACUUUACAGUGGUUGUAGAGAAGGUCUCUCUAAAUUGUCGUUGGCUGCUAGAAUGAUGAGUAUUAAAACUGAUCAUAAUCUACCUGAAAGUUGCAUGAAUGCAUGGACAGACUUGUUUAAAGAGUAUUUGCCGGAAGACAAUGUCUCUGCUGAUUCUUAUUAUGAGAUUCAGAAACUAGUUUAUAGUCUGGGGUUGCCUUCUGAGAUGAUAGACGUUUGCAUCGACAACUGCAUGCUCUACUGGGGAGAUGAUGAGAAGUUAGAAGAGUGUCGAUUCUGCAAGAAGCCACGAUUCAAACCGCAAGGACGAGGACGUAAUAGGGUACCGUACCAAAGGAUGUGGUACCUACCAAUUACCGACAGAUUGAAAAGAUUGUACCAAUCUGAGGAGACUGCUGGAAAAAUGAGAUGGCAUGCCGAGCAUACUCAGACGGAUGGUGAGAUGACUCAUCCAUCAGAUGCAAGAGCUUGGAAACAUUUUAACAAAAUAUAUCCACAAUUCGCUAGCAAUAGCCGAAAUGUGUAUAUGGGAUUAUGCACGGACGGAUUUAGUCCCUUCGGUAUGUCAGGGAGACAAUAUUCAUUGUGGCCAGUCUUUAUGACGCCAUACAACCUGCCUCCAGAUACGUGCAUGCAACGGGAGUUUCUGUUCUUGACCAUAUUAAUACCUGGUCCGAACCAUCCAAAAAGGUCUCUGGAUGUCUUUCUACAGCCACUGAUAAAAGAGUUGAAAGAUUUGUGGUCAACAGGGGUGAGGACGUACGACUGCUCAACGAAGACAAAUUUUACGAUGCGAGCGAUGCUUUUGUGGACCAUAAGUGACUUUCCUGCUUAUGGGAUGUUGUCUGGGUGGACUACACAUGGGAGAUUAUCUUGUCCAUAUUGUAAUGGAACGACAGAUGCAUUUCAGCUGAAGAACGGUAGGAAGACAAGUUGGUUCGAUUGUCACCGGCGAUUUCUUCCCAUUAAUCAUCUUUAUCGAAGAAACAGGAAAUUGUUUAGGCAGAAAAGGGUUGUGAGAGACACUCCUCCUCCGUAUUUAACUGGAGAACAAAUUGAACAGCAAAUCGAUUACUACGGAGCUCAAGAAACAGUUCGUUGUGGUGGUAAUUGGCAUGUUCCCGGUAAUAUGUCUGAUUAUUAUGGAGUUCAGCACAACUGGCACAAGAAGAGUAUAUUUUGGGAGUUGCCGUAUUGGAAGGAUCUUCUUUUGCGCCACAACCUAGAUGUGAUGCAUAUUGAGAAGAAUUUUUUUGAGAACAUCAUGAAUACAAUAUUGAAUGUUCCAGGGAAGACAAAAGACAAUCAAAAAUCUAGGUUGGACUUGCCUGAUAUUUGCUCAAGACCCGAGUUACAUAUAAAAAGCAAUGGACAAGUUCCUGUACCGGUAUUCAGAUCGUCUUCAGAACAAAAGUCGGUCUUGUUCAACUGGGUUGCAUCAGCAGUGAAGUUUCCUGAUGGGUAUGUUUCAAACCUCUCUAGAUGUGUUGAAAAGGGCCAAAAGUUCUCCGGGAUGAAGAGUCAUGAUUGUCAUGUCUUUAUGCAAAGACUAGUUCCCUUUGCAUUUGCGGAGCUACUUCCAACAAAAGUACAUGAAGCACUUGCAGGUAAUAUAUUAUUACUCACACUAAUUAAUUUCUUAAUUUAUUUUUCAAAAAUAUGCACUAAUAAUUUGCUUAAUUGUUUUUGGAAUAUACAAAGCCAUUGGAGCAUUUUUCAGGGACUUGAGCACUCGCACUCUUAAAGAGGAUGUCGUAGAACAACUUCACGAGAACAUUCCAAUCUUAUUGUGCAACUUGGAGAUGAUAUUUCCUCCCUUAUUUUUUGACGUCAUGGAGCAUUUAGCUGUCCACCUCCCGUAUGAGGCAUUGCUUCG
This is a messenger RNA of Raphanus sativus (radish), 3644 nucleotides long. RefSeq lists its product as uncharacterized. NCBI's taxonomy places the organism in Eukaryota, Viridiplantae, Streptophyta, Magnoliopsida, Brassicales, Brassicaceae. The record is from RefSeq and is a predicted model, not a curated record. The transcript is spliced from 2 exons. The coding region runs from base 1227 to 3512 and encodes 761 amino acids.